Balearica regulorum gibbericeps (East African grey crowned-crane) is the source of this 1107-nucleotide messenger RNA. The record is from RefSeq and is a predicted model, not a curated record. Lineage: Eukaryota; Metazoa; Chordata; Aves; Gruiformes; Gruidae.
AUGGUGUCAUUCAGGGGAGACACCCAGGCUGAAGAGGCCCGGUGUCCUGGCAUGGCGGUGGCAUUGGGCCGUGACUUUGGGGUCUGCGACAGUGUGUCAGGAUGUGGCCUCCUGCCAGGCAGGUGUGCUGGCAUCGCUGCAGGCCUGGAAAGUGGCAGAGACCAUGCAGCUCACUGCAGAGCGCACCAGCAGCCCUUACCACUGGGGUUUCCUUGUCUAAGAGAAGCCUGCUCUUUGCAAUAUGCUUUAUGCCACAUGGAGGACGGUUACAGGGAUGCAGAGAAGAACUUUCACAAUAUAUCAACCAGAUGCUCCUAUACAGAUUGCUCUGGCAAUGAAGAAACUGAAGAUGUCUCAGGAAUUCUCCAGUGUACAGCUAAUGUACUUGGUUUGAAGUUUGAGGAAAUGCAAGAAAAGUUUGGGGAGGAAUUCUUCAAUGUCUGCUUUGACGAGAAUGAAAGAGUUCUUCGAGCUGUAGGUGGGACCCUUCAAGACUUCUUCAAUGGCUUUGAUGCUUUGCUGGAGCACAUUAGAACUUCAUUUGGAAGACAGGCCACCCUGGAAUCCCCUUCUUUCCUAUGCAAAGAGCUCCCUGAAGGCAAUCUCAUGCUUCAUUACUUUCACCCACAUCAGAUUGUGGGAUUUGCAAUGGUGGGAAUGAUAAAAGCAGCAGCAAAGAAGAUUUACCGCUUGGAAGUGCAAGUAGAACAGGUCACUAAUGACAAGUUGUGUUCAGAGGGGACGAACCCAGGAAACUGCAGCUGUCUGACUUUCCUUAUCAAAGAACAUGAAAAUGCAAAUAUCACAAAAGCACUUCCACCGGGAACUUCCCAGUCCCCCUUAGACCUGAGGAUUAGCAUCAGCACCUUCUGCAGAGCUUUCCCCUUUCACCUCAUGUUUGAUCCAAACAUGUUGGUUCUCCAGCUUGGAGAAGGUCUUAGGAAGCAGCUCAGAUGUGACACUCAUAAAACUCUGAAAUUCCAGGAGUGCUUUGACAUAGUUUCUCCUAAAAUCAGUGCCACGUUUGAACGAGUCCUCCUGAGAUUAUCUACUCCCUUUGUCAUUCGGACCAAGCUUGAGGAUUCUGACUCUGAAAAUAAAGAUAAG